Messenger RNA from Gymnogyps californianus (California condor), 2246 nucleotides. RefSeq names its product chromosome 6 C10orf90 homolog (gene C6H10orf90). The transcript has 9 exons. Lineage: Eukaryota; Metazoa; Chordata; Aves; Accipitriformes; Cathartidae. Gene Ontology annotation, cellular component: cytosol; centriole; centrosome. Bases 1 to 2229 code for a protein of 742 amino acids. The record is from RefSeq and is a predicted model, not a curated record. Gene Ontology annotation, biological process: regulation of centriole replication.
AUGCCUUCUGGAGAGGGAAAACCUCCGUGCCUCCGCUGUGCCCGACACAGUCAGGUGGAUUUUCAGGUUAAGCCUUAUGCAAAAUGGACCCGGGAAACACAGUCUUUUGUAACUCAAAUGUACUUGACCAUAAACUACUCUUCUUGGAAGAAAACAGGUUGCUUCGGAGUGACACAAAAGCAAUGGGGCACUGAUGGUCAGAGGACAUGCACAGGCCUUCAGCGGGAGAGUGCUGCGGAGAGAAAAUCAAGCUCUACCCAGGAAUCUCUGUCAUCACAAGACACAACAUUGAUUUCACCGAUAGUCAUUUCACAGAUGAUUGAUGAGAAUAAAUCAAAAGAAAAUUGGCCUGCUUUGCCUAUGCAGUCCAUGAUCCCCCAGCCCAGUGCUUAUGACAAGAAGCAAUCUUUGGCUAACCAUGGUUCAGUCAACAUUAACAGAGCAUUUACCGUAUUUCCCAGUGGAUUAGAAAUUCAGGCAUCUUUAGAUAACACCACGUCUCCGCUGGACUCUCCCAUCGCAGAGGAAAACCAGUGUCAAAACCAGCAGAAAGGGUUUGCUUCCAUAACUAUUACAGCCAGGCGUGUUGCUGUGGGCUCCAGCGACCCAGCACAUGGACCUGGGGCUAUGCAAGAGUCCAACGCUGUGUCCCUGACCUUGAGCAAAGUCCCUGCUGCCCUCCGUCGCUGGCCUCCACCAGGCCACGCAAACCAACAUGCCUCUCCAUUAAAGAUUUCUGAAUCUUGCUCACAAUUAGGUGAAGAACCACGGAAGCGGCUUUUUGACCCUGGAAACAAGAACGGCGUGGGUCUUGAAAGCAGUGAUGGGAAAGAGAAAGUACCACCUUCAUUCACCUCAUGUGUCCACCUUCAGGUUUCUCAGCCGUGUCCAAAUACCAUCUAUUACUUAGACAAGUCGCUCAAUGUGUGCAUUGACCAACCUCGAAUUAAAUGCCAAAAAAUUCAUAGAUCAGUGUUGUCCUUCAAUAUAAAUUGCAGUUCGUCUAGAUUAACAGCAGAUGGAGUAGAUGGCAUAGCUAAUGGAGAGCCAAUAGAGGAGGUAUUUCAAACAAGGCUCCUAGGAGAAAACAAGACUCCACUCAGAUCAAACUUGAGUGCAGACUUAACAGAAAAUAAUGUAAUUAAUAAAGAGAAAACAAAUGAAGGCUAUUCGGGUAGUAAAUACCCUUUGCAAAGUGUCUUUGUCUCUGAACUUCCAGCAUUUGUGGAUAUCCCCAGAGGACCUAAUAAUGUAGUAACAACAACAAAAGAUGAUGAUAAGCAGUCUGGCAGCUAUCACACUACCUUUUCUCUCCAGCUUCCUAAUUCAAGGGAUGAGGCAGGAACACAAAUGCUGUCGGGAAGCAAGAAGCAGGAGUGCACCACGGGCAGGAGCAGUGCAACAGCUUCUGGCUCUCUUCCAGAUACAGCACCCAGAAAGGCAAUCGCUGCUGCUACUGAUGGCUCAUCGAGAAAGAGAGAUCCCUCCAAAGGCACCUCCAAAUCCAAAGAGAUCCAAGCACAGGGCGUCCUGAAACCAAAAAUGUCUGUCUCCAAUAGUAUGUGCAAUAUAAAAGCUUCCUCAAGAAUCCUCUCGGAAGAAAACGUUCGCAGGCAAAACCAGCUCCUAAAAAGUGAUUAUGAAUUCUGUGGUUCAAGUGACAAAAUAAAGGAGCGCAAGGAGGAGGACGAGCGGGAGCGAGCCAGCAGGGUAACUCUAUCCGCGGCUCGCUCGCCAGAUGUUACUCGUGAGAAAAACGACGCGCUCACCCGGCCAGAAACCAGCUCCCAGCCUGAGAAAACUCCACCAGCCCCGCGGACGCUGCGGGAAGCACUAGAAAUCCAUAAGCCUCAGUUCAUCUCUCGUUCACAAGAAAGGCUGAAGAGACUUGAACAUAUGGUCCAGCUGAGGAAAGCCCAGCGGAGCGAUGCUCCUGCAAGCAACCAAAGAGCACUUGUUUGCAAGCUUUCCUCGACAUCCACUUCAAGCAAAAAAAAGCAAUACACCAUUCCUCACCCUCUCAGUGAUAACCUCUUCAAACCAAAGGAAAGAUUCAUUCCAGAGAAGGAGAUGCACAUGAGAUCUAAAAGGAUUUAUGACAAUUUACCUGAAGUCAAAAAGAAACAAGAAGAAAAACAGAAACGGAUCAUCAUCCAGAGUAACAGACUGCGUGUUGAGAUCUUUAAAAAGCAAUUACUGGACCAGCUCCUUCAAAGAAACACAGAGUGACAAAGGAUUCUCUUGCC